Messenger RNA from Lucilia cuprina (Australian sheep blowfly), 952 nucleotides. RefSeq names its product cytosolic Fe-S cluster assembly factor NUBP2 homolog (gene Nubp2). Gene Ontology annotation, biological process: iron-sulfur cluster assembly. The transcript has 2 exons. Gene Ontology annotation, cellular component: cytosol. The record is from RefSeq and is a predicted model, not a curated record. The coding region runs from base 112 to 882 and encodes 256 amino acids. Lineage: Eukaryota; Metazoa; Arthropoda; Insecta; Diptera; Calliphoridae. Gene Ontology annotation, molecular function: 4 iron, 4 sulfur cluster binding; ATP-dependent FeS chaperone activity; ATP binding.
UGUUAGUGUAAACCCAGAAAACUUUGCAAAAAGUUGAUAAAUUUGUGAAAUUGUUAGUGAUUUUCAGAAUUUAGUGAAAAAAGUGAAAAAAAAGAAAAAAAAUCAAGUGGAAUGUUAGAUAAAGUGAAACAUGUAAUAUUAGUGUUGUCUGGUAAAGGCGGUGUGGGCAAGUCUACAGUAAGCACACAGUUGGCGUUGGCCCUACGAGAAAGCGGUCAUAAGGUAGGACUUUUAGAUAUAGAUUUAUGUGGACCUUCGGUACCCUAUCUAUUGGGUCUCGAGGGUAGUGAUAUCUAUCAAUGUGACGAGGGUUGGGUGCCUAUCUAUACUGAUGACUCUAAAACAUUAGCUGUUAUGUCGAUAGGGUUUCUACUGAAAUCACGCAAUGAUCCAGUCAUUUGGCGUGGUCCUAAGAAAACUAUGAUGAUAAAACAGUUUUUAAACGAUGUUAAAUGGGAUGAUUUAGAUUAUUUAAUCAUAGAUACACCACCCGGUACUUCAGAUGAACAUAUAACGGUAAUGGAAUGUAUGCGUGAAGUACGUUGUGAUGGUGCCAUUAUUGUCACUACUCCACAGGGAGUAGCUUUAGAUGAUGUACGUAAAGAAAUAACCUUUUGCAAAAAGACUGGCAUACAAAUUUUGGGUAUAGUCGAAAAUAUGAGUGGUUUUGUGUGUCCCCACUGUGCCAAUUGUACGAAUAUAUUCUCUUCGGAGGGUGGUGUAGAACUGGCCAAGUUGGCGGGUGUUCCCCACUUGGGUACAGUGCCUAUUGAUCCUCGUGUUAGCAUUUUAAAUGGUACUACACGUUCGGUUUUGACAGAAUUGCCCGAAUCAGGUACAGCUGCCACCUUUAGGGAAUUGGUGACAAAAAUUACGGCAUAAUUGUUAAAAUGGAAAUUGUUUUAAAGAAAAUAAGUGUAAAUAUAAAAUUUUAUAAAAAUUGUUAAAAGUU